This is a messenger RNA of Trichoderma citrinoviride, 303 nucleotides long. RefSeq lists its product as hypothetical. Gene Ontology annotation, biological process: cilium assembly; microtubule-based process. Bases 1 to 303 code for a protein of 100 amino acids. Gene Ontology annotation, molecular function: dynein light intermediate chain binding; dynein intermediate chain binding. The record is from RefSeq and is a predicted model, not a curated record. The transcript has 7 exons. Gene Ontology annotation, cellular component: cytoplasmic dynein complex. Lineage: Eukaryota; Fungi; Ascomycota; Sordariomycetes; Hypocreales; Hypocreaceae.
AUGGCGGACAAGCCGGCAGACGUCGCAGCGGCGCGGGAGAAGCUUGAGGCGCAGAUCAAAUCCGCAGACAUGACGGAUGAUAUGCAGCAGGAGUGCAUAGAAGUUGCUCAGGAGGCCAUGGCAAAGUUUACGAUUGAGAAGGACAUUGCGCAGCACAUCAAGCGAACGUUUGACGAGCGAAAGGGCCCGACCUGGCACUGCAUUGUUGGCCGUAAUUUUGGCAGCUUCGUAACUCACGAAACCAAGCACUUCAUAUACUUCUACCUCGGCCACUGCGCGAUCCUGCUCUUCAAGACUCAGUAA